AUGACAGCAAGAGUCAACACUAAGACACCCGUACACCAUCAAUGGCCUAGUCUGGUUUGGCUUCACAUAUUUACAGCUCAUGGCCUUGGAUUCUGGACGGAUCGGUCAGCGGUGCAUGAGGCUGCCGCACAGGGCAGAGCCCUCCAGCUGCAGCAGCUGAUCGAGGGAGGUGCAGCAGUUAACAUCGUGGCAGUUGACUCCAUCACCCCUCUGCAUGAGGCCUGUAUACAGGGACAGACCCAAUGCGUCAGACUACUGCUGGACGCUGGUGCACAGGUGGAUGCUCGUAACAUCGAUGGCAGCACUCCACUGUGUGAUGCCUGUGCAGCCGGUAGCCUGGAAUGUGUGAAGCUGCUGCUGGAGUAUGGAGCAACAGUGAAUCCUCCGCUGUUUACCUUCUCACCUCUUCAUGAGGCUUGCAUGGGAGGCAAUUCAGAUUGUGUUCAGCUCAUGAUUGAUCAAGGAGCUUUCAUGGAGGCCCAUGACUGCCACUACGGGACGCCGCUUCAUGUGGCCUGUGCAAGGCAACAUUAUGACUGCGCCAAAGUUCUCCUAAGUGCAGGGGCAAACGUGAAUGCUGCCAAGCUACAUGAGACGGCCCUUCAUCAUGCAGCCAAAACAAAACACAUCGACUUGAUUGAGCUACUUGUGGAGUUUGGGGGCAAUGUGUACGCCAGGGAUAACCUGAACAAAAAACCGAUCCACUACACCAGUCUGGGAUCUCCCUCUUAUCUCUGCCUUGAGUUCUAUGAGAAUACCCCCCUCAGUCUACAGCAGAUCAGCAGAGUGGCUGUGAGAGUGGCUCUCGGCACAAGAGCACGUGAAGUUGUUUCCAAACUGGGUUUGCCCAAUCGCAUCAUAAGUUUUCUUUCAUACAUUCCACCUCCAGUUAUUGAAAUUUAAAUUACCUACAGACUUUAAGAUGCAGCGCUUAGAAGUUUAAAUCUAGACCAGUUAUGUCUACUUGUUCUUUGCUGGUUCGCACUCAUAAAUUAUUUUUCACUUUUGUUAACAUUGCGAGAUAGGACACUUGGCCCUGGCAGAAUAUGUCAUACAUCUUAAAAUCCAGCAGAUGAUCGUCAAGUUGAAUAGUGACAAAACAUAGCCAAUUGUAGAAAUACGAUGACUCCAUAUCACAUUCACAGAUACCAGUGAUCCUCUGGGGUAGCCGACACACAUAGCUGCUCAAACUUCAUACAGAAAGCAGUUGUUAUGGCAGAUCUGACCUUUCAGGACUGUGUUGGUACUGUCCCUGAGUUAUGGAGCAUUCUGGGACAGUGGUUUCAUGAGAGAACUGGUCCAGUUGUCUAUAAUAAACUCCACCAGAGGUAUUAAGGAAAAAUGUUCAAACUUUAUGCAUCAUAAGAACAAGCAAUAAUAUUGAAAGUUAAGUUUGGGCUUGCAGAUUUGCAUAUCAUAAAACGGUGGACUGUUGACCUUGGUAAAGUUCUGUGCUCUCUGAGUGCCCUUCUAGUUACUACAUGGAGUUUGCUGACCUCACAUAACUUCCCACAUAGCUCAGCCAACCUGCAACCUGAGCAGAGGUCAAAUCAGCCACAAUAACUGAGCACACCUGUGUGGGUGUGUAUGGCCUUAACAAUUAGCUCCCAGAGGCCUUAGCAACACUAGCAUUACUUGGAGUCAUUUGAAUAAGGGUUAAUAAGUAAAAGUAUUAUUUAAUGCAGCUUGAACAUGAACUUGGCUUACUCCUCAUUACCAAGUAAGUGAUUUCAUUAUAGAUGCUUGAAAACCUUAUUGGCCCCCAAGAUGGAACAUGAAGUAGUUUGAUUACAGGAUUAUAUUGCUGUAUGUACUUGUAUAUAUUCUGUUUACUUUAUAUUUAAUGUAAAUUUGUAAAUAAUACAGAUGGUUCUACCUCCAUUAGAUGUGUAAAUAAAUAGACCACUACUGGACUAUUUU
This is a messenger RNA of Chelmon rostratus (copperband butterflyfish), 1920 nucleotides long. RefSeq names its product ankyrin repeat and SOCS box containing 13b (gene asb13b). Gene Ontology annotation, molecular function: protein binding. The transcript has 6 exons. The record is from RefSeq and is a predicted model, not a curated record. Gene Ontology annotation, biological process: positive regulation of protein catabolic process; protein ubiquitination. Bases 1 to 903 code for a protein of 300 amino acids. NCBI's taxonomy places the organism in Eukaryota, Metazoa, Chordata, Actinopteri, Chaetodontiformes, Chaetodontidae.